Molecule: messenger RNA, 372 nt
Organism: Letharia columbiana
Lineage: Eukaryota; Fungi; Ascomycota; Lecanoromycetes; Lecanorales; Parmeliaceae
Exons: 2
Coding region: 1-372 (123 amino acids)
Source: RefSeq, a predicted model, not a curated record
AUGCUGAAUGUGAGUACCCUGGGUAAUGCUGCCCAGCUGGUCAUCCUCAUCAUCGCUCUGAUCAAACAUCAAAUAGCGAUUGUGCAAACCUCCAUAAUCAGCGCGGUCAUCUCCAACAGUGUGCUUAUGGUGGGCAUUGGAUUCUUAUUCGGAGGCAUGAAUCCGAUCGAGCAUUGCUUCAACCCAUUCUUCGUCAGCGAUUCUUUGGUCGCAUUCAGCGUCGCAGCACUCCUAUUACUCACCGCCAUGGAGACUUUCGCACGCUCGGCAACAGCCAGGAUGUCAUCGCAAAAUUCUCCCGAGGGGAAGCCAAACUCCUACUGCUGUCUUAUCUCUGCCUCUGCUUUCCCUGCUACAAAACGCAUUCGUUAA